Molecule: messenger RNA, 3039 nt
Organism: Sparassis crispa
Lineage: Eukaryota; Fungi; Basidiomycota; Agaricomycetes; Polyporales; Sparassidaceae
Exons: 15
Coding region: 1-3039 (1012 amino acids)
Source: RefSeq, a predicted model, not a curated record
AUGCUGUCCGACUUCGACUCCGAUCUCACCGAGCUAUCUUCCGACGAGGAGGAGUAUAUCCCGGCCUCGCAGAAGAAAAGGGCUCCAGCAAAGGCCAAGAAUGACUACAAGAUCCAGAAUGCUCUUAGACCACCUCGCACCACUUCUUACACCGCCAAAAGUCUAUAUGACCAGAUAAUUGAUAACUCCAUUCGAUUAGAUCCCGAAUAUCAGCGAGAGGUUGUUUGGUCAGAGUCGAAACAGGUAGGCUUGAUCGACUCCAUUCUUAGAAAUUACUAUAUACCCCCUAUCAUCUUCGCUGUGAAUUCUCAAGAUGAUGGGACUGAGACCCGCGUAUGUAUUGAUGGCAAGCAACGUUUGACCUCCAUACAGUUGUUCAUGGAUGGUCUGAUUUGUCAUAAAGACUCAUGCACGAACAAGAAAUAUUGGUACAGAAAUGGCCCUGGACCAAAACGAGCACUGUUGCCGAAGCAAUAUAUGCAGACAUUUGCUAAUAAACAGAUCGUUUGCGUCGAAUAUGACGGGCUGAAUGAUGAUCAAGAACGAGAGAUUUUCCAGCGGGUCCAGCUAGGUGUAGCGUUGACCCCGGCAGAACGAAUGCAAGCGAUUACCGGUCCAUUGCCCACUCUCAUUCGAGAAAUUCAGUCGAAGCUACUUGGUGAAGGAGGUUUCGGCAACGACUUGGAUUGGGGUCGAGCUCGAGGCCGAGACUUUCAAUGUCUGGCUUCAGUUGUCUUCCUCAUCGAUGCUCAUCCAACUACCAAAUUUCCGGGGGCCCAACAAUUGGAGAAGUGGCUACAGUCGAACGCGCCUGUGCCCGAGAAGUUCCGUAACGACGUGAUGGACAGUUUCAAGAUCUUUGUGGCCCUUGUCAAAGAUAAGAGGUGUCCUCAUAUACCUGAAUCGGACGAAGUUUUCUCUGAUGCAGCUGUCGUCACCAAGACCAUGUUCGACUUCAUCACGAAGGGUCUCAAGCUCUUAGAUUUGAAGACUGAAGAUGAUGAUGUUGUGGCUGCUACGGCAAUUAGGUCGUCUGUGUCAGCACCUCGGAAGAUGCAGAAAAGGAAGAGAAUUGAAUCAAGCAGUGAUUCGGAAGACGACAAGCCACUGAAAAAGCUAUCUCCGAAAUCGUCGACCAGCCGUGUGGCGACUUCCAAGUCUCAGGCGCGCCAUACUGCGGUGAAGAAACCAGCUGCGAAAGUAUCAGCGUCUUCCAAGGCAACCACUGCGAAGUCAGCUUCAAGCAGUAAAAUGCCCGUUAAAACAUCUCCCUCGGCGAAGCCUCAGAAGGUAGCCACCUCAACCACUACUGUGCGAACGAUCACUACUGCGCGAACGACCACUACUGCGACCACUACUGCUCGUGCUCGAACGACUGUUUCUCAGGCUCAAGCUCGUACUCAACCUGCACAAAGUCCUUCCUCCCCUGCGGUGCGAACACGUGAACAAGCCACAGGUAGCCCACUGGAUCACCUACGUCUCACAGCAGCUUCACCGAGGCAAUCUGCCGCAUCGGCUUCGACCUUAUCAUCAUCAUGCCUUCCUCACAGCAAAUCCCCGACCACUCUCGCCCCCUUACCUACUUCAGCCCCCAAUACUCCGGUUCAAGCGCAGUUGCCGAUGAAGCGCGAGCCUGAUUCCAAGAGUGUAGAAUUACCGAGAGGCACCGGGAAUGCCUCUCCUGGACCGUCACCGGCUCAUCGGCUCGCUCCUCUUUGGGAGGCAAAAGCUAGUCUUGGUACCAGUGCUGCUACUACACGAACACCCGAGGCUGAGAAUGGGACCGCUGCCGCUACUAGUGCAGGUCAUCUUGCCAACAAUGUUCUGGAUGGGCUACCCCCAAUCAGGUCUGAUCGGCCGCGAUUGGCAUCCAUCGACACGAGCUUUGUUGCAGCACAGCAGUUGCAGAGGCAGCCCACAGAGCGAUCUGAGCUAGCGACGCCUGUCGUUCCUCCGGUCCAGACCAUUGAUCAGGCUUCCAUUGAGCAGAUUUUGGCCAUGCAUGGUAUCGGGCAGGCAGAGCAGGCACCCAUUCCACCGCAGCUUCCUCGUCUGCAGCCGAAUGGAGCCAAUCAGCCUCCACAGCAAGUUGCUUCUCCCCAAUCCUCGCAGAUUCUGGCAUCAUCAUUCAGUGCUAUGACUGACGGGAUGAAACAAGUACGACCUCCACAUCUAUCUGUUGACGGUCAGGCAGUCCAGGCAUCAUUGGUCCCGCCGUCAGUCGCGAUGAACAGGAACGGCACACAAAUUCCUGCUACUUCUCCGACCGAUCCGAGUUAUUCGCCACCGCCACCACCACCUCCCCAAUUGGCACCACCUGCACCUCCCGAUGCAGUACCUCCUCCUCUCCCCCAUCCGACUUCGCCACCGCCACCCGCACCUCCUGUUCUCUCUCUUACAGAUACACAGGCGACCAAUGUUGGCGUCGGGAAGCCUCUUCUUCCUCCUCCCGAGUUGCCGGGACUGGCAACAGGGUCAACCAUUCCAGCGAAAAGGGCGAACCCAUUCGUAUAUAAGACUGAGCCCCGAUCUCCAUCCUUGACGGCCUCUUCUUCGAGCCCACGACUUAGCAAGCCCGAUACGCUAUCACUGGUAAAUGGCCGUUCUCGGUCUGGUGCCAACAGCGCUUCGCCGUCGUUACCCACGGCGUCUACUGGGCCGCGAGGUACACCUUCCUCUACUCAGUCCGGACCGCCGAUGACUGCACCUCUCGGUCCUCACGCACCACUCGACUCUCAUCGAAUGUCGACGGGCAGUUCCUUCGUUGAACGUCCGCGUGAUCCACGCUUUGGCCGUUCCUCAUUUGCCUACGGCGAGAAUGAGAGAGACCAGACCGGAAUAGAGAUUGGGACAGAGACUGGGACAGAGAUAGAGGCAGGAAAUGGGACAGGGAUAGAGAUUAUCGUGGAUACUGGGACGAGAGAGAUUGCAGUCGAGACCGAUGGCGAAGACGGGACUAUAGUAGGGACAGCUCCCGGGAACGGAUGCGAACCAGGUAUUGAUAUUAUUGCUAAUCUGCGAGAGUCUAGCAUGCUCUGA